GCAUCAUCAUCAUCAUCAUCAGCAGCAGCAGCAGCAGCAGCAGCAUCAUCAUCAUCAGCAGCAGCAGCAGCAGCAUCAUCAGCAUCAUCAACAGCAGCAGCAGCAUCAUCAUCAGCAUCAUCAUCAGCAGCAGGAGGCCCCGGCAAUGUCUCCCCCGCGCGUCUGGCCACUGCUCGUGGCCCUCGCGAUUCUCCCCGCGCCACUCCCCGGGUCCCCCGCGGCUCCCUCGGGCCCCGCGUCCCCGUGGCCUCAUCCUCGCCGCACCUCCUGGCGGGGAGGGCCCAACGUGGCCGCGCGGCGCCACCGAGACCAGAGGCCCCCACGCGGCCACGGGCAGCACGGGCCAAGCGGCGGGGAGGACAUGCAGGCCCUAAACCGCGCCGGGGGGCCCGGUGGCGCCGUGGGGACUGGGGGGGCCGGGGGUGUAAGGAUGGACCCUUGGAAUCAUCAUCAUCAUCAGCAGCAACAUCAGCAGCAGCAGCAGCAUCAUCAGCAAAGACCUCCGAAGCUGCCCGGUGGAAUGGCCCAACAUUCUCGACAAGCGGCAUCUGCCGCGAAGGUGGCAUCGGCUGGCGCGGCUGCACCGGUCAUGAAGAGCCCCCCGGCAGGCAAAGCCGCGGAUCGCGAGCCGAGGGAGCCGGCGGCGGAGUGGCUGAGCGCGCAGCUGGGCAGCCUGGCGCGCUCCCUGCACGCGUGCGGCGGCGGCGGUGGCGGCGGCGGUGGUGGCAGCGGCAGCGGCGGCGCGGCGGAGCGCGGGGCGGAAGCGAUGCGGCUGCGAUUCCUCGGCAGCGGCAGAGAAGCCACUUGUAACGACGGCAGCCCCGCCGGGUAUUAUAUCCGCAAGUCGGAGGGCAGCAAGCGGUGGCUGAUAUUCCUUGAAGGAGGCUGGUAUUGCCACAGCAGGGAAAGCUGCGAUGCGCGAUUCGCGUCCCUCCAUCAUCUCAUGAGCUCGGCCGACUGGCCCCACACGCGCACAGGUGAGUAAGGAGGAGGAGGAGGAGUGGGUGCC
Molecule: messenger RNA, 1009 nt
Organism: Lethenteron reissneri (Far Eastern brook lamprey)
Lineage: Eukaryota; Metazoa; Chordata; Hyperoartia; Petromyzontiformes; Petromyzontidae
Product: protein no-on-transient A-like
Biological process (GO): negative regulation of canonical Wnt signaling pathway; protein depalmitoleylation
Molecular function (GO): palmitoleyl hydrolase activity
Source: RefSeq, a predicted model, not a curated record